CGGAAGCGUUCGGGAGGGGUGGCGGCGGCGCGACGCUCGCUUGGGUGCGCAGAGGCGCGGGCUGCCACCGCCAUGGUGUUCCUCACGGCGCAGCUCUGGCUGCGGAGCCGCGUCACCGACCGCUACUGGCGGGUCCAGGAGGUGCUGAAGCACGCGCGGCACUUCCGGGGGAGGAAGAACCGGUGCUACCGGCUGGCCGUGAGGGCCGUGACGCGAGCGUUCGUGCAGUGCACCCGCGCCCGCAGGCGGAGGAAGAGGAGCCUGCGGACGCUCUGGAUUAAUCGGAUUACGGCGGCUUCCCAGGAACACGGCCUGAAGUACCCGGCGCUCGUCCUCAACUUGGUGAAGUGCCAGGUGGAGCUCAACAGGAAAGUGCUUGCAGAUCUAGCCAUCUAUGAACCAAAGACUUUUAAAUCUUUGGCUGCUUUGGCCAAAAGGAGGCGACAGGAAGGAUUUGCUGCUGCCUUGGGGGAUGGGAAGGAGCCCGAAGGCAUUUUUUCCAGGGUGGCGCAGCACCUCUGAGGGGGAUGCUGACACCAAGUACCUGUUCAGGCUGAGCAUCUUAGGGGAAGCGUUUUUUUCCCCAUGUGAUGAUUACACUAAAACUAAGAGUUAUUUGUCAGGUGUUUGUGACUUUGUGUUAAUUUGCAUCUCAAUAACCGACCAGAGAAAAAAGGCCUUGUCCUGCCUCAUUAGCACAGGUUCAGGUUCAGAAACCUCACAGGGAUCGUGUAAAUAAAAUUUGUGUGGUGUUGGCAUUA
Hippopotamus amphibius kiboko is the source of this 761-nucleotide messenger RNA. RefSeq names its product mitochondrial ribosomal protein L20 (gene MRPL20). Gene Ontology annotation, cellular component: ribosome. The transcript is spliced from 4 exons. The coding region runs from base 73 to 522 and encodes 149 amino acids. The record is from RefSeq and is a predicted model, not a curated record. Gene Ontology annotation, biological process: ribosomal large subunit assembly; translation. Gene Ontology annotation, molecular function: rRNA binding; structural constituent of ribosome. NCBI's taxonomy places the organism in Eukaryota, Metazoa, Chordata, Mammalia, Artiodactyla, Hippopotamidae.